UUUAAACAAGAAAUGAUAAAAAGAGAAUACAUUGUAGUGUUUAUUUAAAAUGGAUUCCAUUCUGAUACGAUCGGUCGUGAGCGGUAAUAGUUGAUAUCAAUAUCGAAAGUGUUUAUGACAAAUCAUUGUCUAAAGCUUGAAGUUAUCAUAAUUUUUGGCCGAAAAAACAACAACAGUUUAACUAGUACAAUUUUGGAAUGAUACUGUAACAUUUUUUUCUAAGCACAACAUUACUGAUGUGCGUGCCAUGGCAUGAGUGGACAAAUCGGUCAUGGAAAGUCAUCCGUUACUUUAGAUAAAUGUGAAAUUGAUAAAAGAAUUGUUAAAAUCAUGAACUUAAAAUUCUUCUACACACGUUCUUAAAGUAGUUGAUGGUCAUCCUUGACCAAUUCUACCAACGGUGAAUUGAUACUGCGCAAUCAACCAAUUAUUGGUACAAUGUAACCUUUAAGCCUUUGCGUUUGUUACAACUUUGUUUCGUAUCAUUUGGAACUCUUCAAUUGUAAACAACUUGGAGACGGAUGGAUCAUUAGAACUAACAUAGAAAGGCAGAAUGAACAUUGACCUGUGUGGGCGUAUACGCCCAAGCCUAAAGGCAGAGGGGGCGGAGAAUCUCGUUAUCGAGGGACAGAGGCUUGCUGCACACCCACGGGGACCAUAUCUGAACUUCAAGACACUUCAUCGUCAAGAUGGCACAAACACAGAUGUAUUCCGCAGCUCUAUGGAUGAUCUGUUGGAUUUUUUUCUGGCGGGUUUCAAUGUGUCUCUGUUUGUGAUGGGGGAGAGCGGAUCAGGCAAGACAUACACGCUCACAGGGGAGGGAACCAAGCGGGCGGGGAUUGUGCCCAUGUUGUUUGAUACUCUCUUUUCCAGGCUUCACGGAGAGCGGUUCAUGGCAGACACACGUGUGAAGCGUCAGAACCCGAUGGUCUCCUUGGAGAUGUUUGAAAUCUAUAACGAGCUUAUCAAGGACCUGAUGCAGGUUCCAGGGGGCUCCAGUCAGUACCUUGAGCUAGGAGACACUGCCGAGAAGGGUACCUAUGUGAAGAAUGCUGCAUCCAUUUCCAUCAAGGAAGCCCAGGAUGGGUCCACGCAGUUUCGCCAGGGACUUUCCCGCCGCACAGAGCAGACAACAGAUUACGGUCCGGCCCAGAACAAUGCGGCCACUGUUCUACAUAUUGACCUCCAGAUGUUGGUAGGUGAGAAUCCCUCCCCAAACAAAUCCCGCUUCACGAUCGUUGAGUUACCGGGACUAGAGAAGCUAUCCAACGACCCGAACCAGCUACGCCAACGUGAGGGGCCGGCCCUUAGCAAGGCUCUGAUUGCCCUCAACGGCGUUGUGACCCAGCUGUCCAGUAAUCCCUUCCCUGACAGGGUCAUACACUACAGCGACUCCAAACUAACCCGUCUGUUGAGAAAUGAGCUUGGCGGCAACUGUAAAUCACGGGCGAUACUCUGUCUGAAGCCCGUCACCCACUCCGAGAACCUCACAUCUAUACUUAACUUUGCCACACGUGUCACUCAAGUGAAAAACUUCCCGAUUGUGAAUGACAGCUAUGCUCAGAACCUGAUCACCCAGUACCAGGCACGGAUUAUUGACCUACAGAGCCAGUCUGGGGUUGGCCCUGCCCCCCUUGCUGCCAGGAUGACAAACGCUGGUGAUGUCAACGAGACGAUCCGUACAAUCGAGACGGAAAAUAUCCGGUUGAAGGAUGAGAAUGACCGACUGCGCGUCCGUAUGGACAGCAUGCAACAGAAGUUUGGUAGUCUCGCACACACCAAGACAGACCUCUCACAAGAAAUCCUGCUUACUGAAGAAGAAAAAUUAAAGCUGUCUCAGUCGCUGGUUGAGAUGCAGAUAGAGAAUAACAAGAUCCGGGAGGAGGCUGAGGCCACCAAGUUUGAACUCACAAACAAGAUUAUUAUGUUGGAGAGUGAGCUGGUCGAGGCCCAAAAUGAGAGAGAUCGGAGCAACCGGCAGGCUCGUAGUGCCAAGGAAAGGCUUAAUGAGAUGGAGAAAGACCGCAAAGACCUCGCUGAUGAGUAUGUUGUUCUCAAGACUAACUACCUGGCCCUUGUACGCGAACAUGAGAAAGAGAGUGAGAGAAAUGAAGAACUCAGUGUAGAGCUACUAAACCUCGUCAAUGCGAAGGCCACCCUCAUGAGGCAGUUGGCUGUCCUCAACAGCGACCCAAGCAAACCUGGGGAGGCUGAACAGGAAGUGGAUAGGGUCAAGGCUAUUGUGAUCCAGAAGUCUUCUGGCAAAGUCAAGGCUGAUGAGAUCCUAGGAACACAGAAGGACCGAGAGUCUGUGGAACAAACGCUGUUUGCAAACAAGAAGCGUUAUGAGGAUGAGAUGGAACGUACCCGGCGGGAUCAUGGAGCAGAGCACUCAAGACUAGAGAACAUGCUGGCUGACACCCAGAGGGAAUUGAAAGACAUGAGGAAUCUGGCCCGGGAGAGACAGCACAAAAUAGCAGAGAUCAAUGCUGGCCUGAUAAUGGCACGGAGUGAAAAGGAGGCCCUGGAAAUGCAGGUGAACCGGCUACAACACAAGUCCAAGGACCUCGGGGAAGACUUCCGUAUGAGGCUCAUCAAAUAUGUGGAAGACAUCUCGGACUACAUGGAUAAUGGCAGCGGAAUCCCGGAUGCCAAGCGGGACAAGAAGAUGAAGCAGUAUGUUGACAGCAUGUUGAAGGACAUGACCAUGUCGCACAAAGACCGGGAAGACCAGCUGAGUCACGCCGCACAGCAGUACCGAGAACAGAAACGCAAGUUCGCUCACAAGUACGAGGAGCUGCUGGUGGCAUAUAGGAGCCUGCGUCUGUUAUGUGAACAGCGGGGUAUAGCGCCAGAGGACAUGGGCCCAGAUGAACACAGGCUUGGCCUGACAGACUCAGACGUGACCUCCAAUCACCUGAAGGAAAUCAAUCGACUCAAGGGGGAGAGAGAUGAACUACGCAUGCAAUUUACCUCCCUUAGGAACAAGUUUGGGUUGUCAGAAGACAUGAAGGAAUUGGGUGUCAGGCCAGGAGAGAAGCCAGCAGAGUCCUGGGCCCAGCUUCGUAAACAGCUCCGUGAGUUCACGUUGAACACACAGCGACAGCUAGAGGAGGAGCGCACAAAACUGCUCUCUGAGAACGAGGUGCUCAAGACACAACUCCGGGAAAGCCAGGACUACAUUGACAGUCACCUCGCCAAGUACAAGCAAGAGAUAGUGAAGCUGCGACGUAUGUUGGGGUACGAUGAAGACGGUGUCCCUAUGACAGACCGGAGUGGCAAGGCAAGGUCACGCAGGCACUGACCUUCACCUUGACUCCUACCUCCAUGGCAACUGUUGCCUGGGAACUGUUACCAUUCUACCUAUUGUGCUUCCAGAUUAUGUUGAUCUUCCAUAGCAUACUGUGAUACAUGUAGUGUAAUUUCCCUCCAUCUACUUUAUUGACUGUGAUAUAUCUGCUUAAAUUCCUGCUUAAGUGUUGAACAGUUGUUUACAUUAUGAAGUGUUACCAGAACUUCCAAUUUUAUUUAUGGAUUUAUUUUUGUGAGAGCUUAUUUAUUCACAUGCUUACAUAUCACACAAAUAGAAAAUGCCUGCACUUUAUUGUAGUGUGCUGGACGUAGAUUUGACUUACAAAUUCACAUGUAUCUAAAUAUAGUUAAUAUACAUGAUAAUGGUUAUUUUUAUUUACUAUCACUUGUAGCCUUCUACUACACACUUCUGAUCAGUAGUAAUUCUGGCACAACAAUGAAUAGUUCUCCUCUUGUUUCAUGCUGAAAUUUAUAUAAACCCUCUAAGUUCUUGUUUAAACGCUAUCAUUUUGUCGGUGUUUAUAUUUUUACACCAUCAUAACGUUAAGUCAUAUAAUAGUGUAUGUUCACUGCUUUAUAAUAUAUUUGACAAGAAAUUUUAUAUAAUGGCCUUAUUGUUUCAUAUUUUUCAUAUUACAACAUUUUGUCAAUAUUAUGAUGCACAGCAUUCCUUAUUUAUUUGUAAAUGAAUUCACUUUUGUAUGUACAUUAAUAAUCAUAUCCGAUAUCUAUGUUUUCACAUAGAAUUUAGUGCAAUCCACUUGCUUCUAGCAGCUUAUGUUUGUUACAGAGAAUAAAGUAUCUUUAUGCCAUA
Molecule: messenger RNA, 4126 nt
Organism: Mya arenaria
Lineage: Eukaryota; Metazoa; Mollusca; Bivalvia; Myida; Myidae
Product: coiled-coil domain-containing protein 78-like
Exons: 20
Coding region: 554-3304 (916 amino acids)
Biological process (GO): microtubule-based movement
Cellular component (GO): cytoplasm
Molecular function (GO): ATP binding; microtubule binding; microtubule motor activity
Source: RefSeq, a predicted model, not a curated record